Cuscuta europaea is the source of this 2500-nucleotide messenger RNA. The record is from the annotation of a GenBank genome assembly. NCBI's taxonomy places the organism in Eukaryota, Viridiplantae, Streptophyta, Magnoliopsida, Solanales, Convolvulaceae.
CCAGGACUUUAUAGCUAUAAUUCUACCAGGAGUUUUAACAAGAAUAAAACCUCGUAAUAUUCAAAGUAAGCAAAGAAAGCAAAUUGCUGGAAGAGGGGCGGCAAAUUGCUCAGCCUGCGAGAAGGCAGGAAUCUUUGGUGAAUUUGGGGGAUUUCAUCCGCUUAGCUUUAUGCAGAAAAGAACCAAGGUAUUUCAGUGGCAAUUUGGAAUGCUUCAUUCUCAACAGAUCUUCCAGUUUAGCAAUUCUCCUCAGUUAUUUUGCUUGAAACAAAUGUGCUCUUGCAAUUCACACUUUGACCUGAAACUAGUUGAUACUCCUCGAGGGUGUUGCUUUCAUUCAUAGGGCCAGAUUCUUGAUGAAAAAGGUCUGAGAAAUACUGAACUGCAGCUGUGUCUAUAUCCUCCUGAUCAGAAAGCACAUUACCAGCUAAGUCUCUGAUUUGAAGUAUUUGCUGCUUCUUUCUUCUAAUUUUGACACAAUAGUGAAAGAAAUCUGUAUUUGCAUCUCCUUCCUGCAUCCAUUUUACCCUUGCUUUCUGUUUUCAAAACUUGUGUACCUGUUUGUGUUUAGCGAGUAAAAUACUUUGGUUAAAAGACAAUUCUUCCCUAUUAUUAACUGAGGGAUCAGAUUGGUAUUUAAUUUCAGCCUUCUGAACCUUUUCUUCAGAUAUAUUACCAAAUUGCUCUAUAUUCCACUUUCUGAUAUCCUCUUUUAGACCUUUUAGCUUAAUACAAAGCCGACACAUGCCACCGCCAGUAGAAUGCCUUUGCCAACUAGAAUUGACAAUAUUUUAAAAAUCCUUAUGACGUAGCCACAUGAUUUGAAAUUUGAACAACUUGGGCCUCUGAACACAAGCAUUUUUGCAGGAUAUCAUGAUUGCAGCAUGAUCUGAAGAUGAACUGUUGAGAUUUUCCACUGAGAUGGUAUCAAAGCAGCCUAGAAAAGCAGUGUUGAACAGGCAUCUAUCAAGUCUCCUCCAUAAUCUCCCAUUAGAUCUUACCCCUGUCCAGAUGUUGUAGGCUCCUGUGAAGUCUCUUCCACAUUUACUGAUGCUGCGGGCUCCUGCCUAUCUAGACUAUUCACUUUGUUGCUUAGAUUCUCCCUCUCUGGAGCCUGAAUAUUCUCACAUUGAUCUGCAGGUAUCUGAGAAGGCCCUUCCACAUUCUCACUCUGAUUCUCUUUCCGUUGAAUAUCCUCGGCAUUCCUGACCAGGUCCUCUGUUCUCCUGGAAAUAUGGGGGAAGCUCCUCCUUCCAUUGGCUGAGAUUUUGAAUGAGGUCAACAGUAUCAAGAAAUUCCUCCUCAGAGUCUUCUCCGGUUUCAUCUUGAAUCACAACUUGAUCCAUACAGUUUUUGCUUAGAAGAGGAUGGGUCUGAAUUUUUUUUGUGUUUCUCGUAUAUGAUAAUGUCCUUCCCUUUUUCCUUAUCUGUUGAUCUCUGCAUUUUAGACUGACGUGAUGUAUUAUUAGCUGAUCCCCCCCUUAGGUUUGUAACCUGCUGUAAUAUGUGCUGAUCUGUGAUUGGGUAUAUAAAUAACAUGUCAUUUUUUAAAAAGUUUCAUACUAGAAUUUUCACCGUGCAUUGCAUUCAAAUAUGAUUGUUAUUCUUUGAAUUUUGUAUGCCCUUCAAUGACUUAUGGUUUCUUCUCUUUUAAUACGAUUCUGAUAUGCUAAUCUUGCUUUAUCAUGAAAAUUCUGUUCAGCCGGAAUCUUAUUCUUUAUUCCAAUCAUUAUAAUCUUUUUCUCACCAUUUCAGUUUCUGUUAAGUGAGGGGAGCCUAGAAAAGAGGAACUAAUUUAAUCCGUAUUUUUUAUCCUAUUCCUAUAUAGAAAGAUUUACAAAUCGAAUUUCUACUAAAGUUUGAUUCUUAUGUAUUUUUUAUCUUAAGAGUGUUGGUUAUUCCCAAGCUUACGUCUGGGAUUCAUUUAUAAUGAUAAUCUUCAUUUCUAUCCCGUGCGUUUAUCCCAGAGCUCUAAAGAUCUUCGUUCGGAUCUAUCUCCCAAGAGAAAAACGGCUUGGUGGUCAACUGUUUUGUGAGCUUGGGUUAGUAAGUUCCGUUUGUUUCUAUGAUGUCAGAGACUCAGAGCUAUAGGCCUCCAUUGCUCAGAAAAACUGUUUAGGAUUCUUAGCAUGUAUGAGCUUCUAACACAUCCUGUCCCAGAAAUCAACAUGUUAUAUUUUGAUGACUGUGCUACGAUGGAGUGGCGUGGCAUGCUAAAAAGUUUGGGUGUCUAUGCAAAGGCCACUUUUCUUGAUUUUGAAGCUGCUGUUGCAUCUAUCGUGACAAUUUAGAAGGAUUUGCAUGUUCAAUUCCUUAAAACUUAGUAGGAUUUGUCCUUCAAAGUUCAAAUUGGACUCUGAUUGUACAUUUAUAAGGAUUUAUGCGUUGGAUUCCUACUUAUUUUGACGUUUCUUAUGUAUUUUUCUACAUCUUUAGAGUUUUCUUAUUUCCAAACUUAUGUCGGGAAAUUCAAUUAUACUAGUUGCAUGUCGGAAUUCUG